Closterium sp. NIES-65 is the source of this 2505-nucleotide messenger RNA. The record is from the annotation of a GenBank genome assembly. Lineage: Eukaryota; Viridiplantae; Streptophyta; Zygnematophyceae; Desmidiales; Closteriaceae.
AUGUGUGGCAUCUUCGCUUACUUGAACUAUGAGUGUCCAAAGCAGCGCUCCGAAAUCCUCGAGAUACUUUUUAACGGCCUAAGAAGGCUCGAGUACCGAGGCUAUGAUUCCGCUGGAAUCAGCGUUGACGCCGAUACUGACGCAGAAGCGGUGAUUACUGCGCUAGCAGAGAUUGACGAAACCGAAGCGUCUGCGAAAUCGCUUGCGGACAUCACGAAUGUUACUCCAUCAGAACGUAAAGGCGCUGAACCACUGGUAUUCCGACAGAAGGGGAAGAUCGCCAACCUCGUAAAGAAAGUUCGCCAGGACGCUGCGGAUUCGAAACUGGAUAUGAGCCGCGCGUUCCCCCGUCACGUCGGCAUUGCGCACACGCGGUGGGCCACUCACGGCGCGCCGUCCCCGCGCAACUCGCAUCCUCAGUCGUCCGGUCCGAGCCACGACUUUCUGGUGGUGCACAACGGGAUUAUCACCAACUACAAGGCGCUGAAGGGCACCCUCCAGAAGCACGGCUUUACGUUCGAGUCAGAGACAGACACCGAGGUGAUCCCGAAGCUCGCCAAAUUCGUGUACGACAAUCUGCUGCAGUCGGAAGGGGGGCAUGGCGGCGAGGGCAUGGCGAAUGGCGUCUCGAGCAUGGCCAAUGGCGUGUCGGGCAAGACAGUCAACGGUGCCACAGGUGGGGAGCGGGUGGCGUUCACGCAGGUGGUAAUGGAGGUGAUGCGGCAGCUGGAGGGCGCCUACGCGCUGCUCUUCAAGAGCCCGCACUUCCCCAACCAGCUCGUCGCCUGCAAGCGCGGCAGCCCGCUCCUCCUGGGCGUCAAAGUCCCCUCCGACGGCCGCAAAUCCGCGUUUGAUAUAGUGGGCGCGGAGGAACCGGGAGGGGUGGUGAGAGGUGGAGCCGUGCCGACUGGGCCGAGAGAGUUGUUCCUAGCGAGCGAUGCGAGCGCGGUGGUAGAGCAUACGAAGAAAGUGAUGGUUAUAGAGGAUAACGAAGUGGUGCAUAUCAGGGACGGGGUCGUUUCUCUGUUUUCGUUCGAGCCGGAUAAGGCCAAGCGCGGUUUACCCCCCACGACGGCGCUGCAGCGGGCGCUCUCGACGCUAGAGAUGGAGGUGGAGCAGAUCAUGAAGGGGAGUUAUGAUCAUUUCAUGCAGAAGGAGAUUCACGAGCAGCCUGAGUCGCUCACCAUGACGCUGAGGGGAAGGCUGAUUCACGGCAAGGCGGAUUCGCUGUCUCCUACUGCCCGCGUAGGCUCCUCAGCGCCUUGGUCAGAGGAAAAAGGGGUGCUACUAGGCGGUCUCAAGGACCAUCUCCUCACCAUCCGCCGCAGCAGGCGCAUCAUUUUCGUCGGCUGCGGCACCAGUUACCACGCAGCCCUCGCCGUGCGUCCUCUGCUAGAAGAGCUUUCCGGGGUGGCGGUUCAGCUGGAGCUGGCGAGCGAUAUGUUGGACAGAAACGCGCCGGUGUAUAGGGAGGAUACGGCGGUGUUUAUGAGCCAGUCGGGGGAGACGGCGGACACGCUGUCGGCGCUGGAGUAUGCGCGGGCGAGGGGGGCGCUGUGUGUGGGCGUGACUAACACGGUGGGGAGUGCUAUUGCCAGGCGGACACACUGCGGCGUGUUCAUCAACGCGGGGGCUGAAAUCGGCGUUGCCAGCACCAAGGGGGCGUUGGAGUAUGCGCGGGCGAGGGGGGCGCUGUGUGUGGGCGUGACUAACACGGUGGGGAGUGCUAUUGCCUGGCGGACACACUGCGGCGUGUUCAUCAACGCGGGGGCUGAAAUCGGCGUUGCCAGCACCAAGGCAUACACGAGUCAGAUUGCGGUGCUGGUGCUGAUGGCUCUUGCGAUUGGGGAGGACAGCAUUUCCACGAAAGAGCAAAGAGAGCGGAUCAUAGACAGCCUCGUCGACCUGCCCAGGAAAGUGCGGCAGGUGCUGAGGCUAGACUCUGAGAUCCAGCAGCUAGCCCGGGAGCUAUCAGGCGAGCAGAGCCUGCUGGUGUUUGGGCGCGGGUACAACUAUGCGACGGCGGUGGAGGGGGCGCUGAAGGUGAAGGAGGUGGCGCUGAUGCACAGCGAGGGCAUUCUGGCCGGCGAGAUGAAGCACGGCCCCCUCGCCCUCGUUGACGCCACCCUGCCUAUCAUCGUUGUUGCUACUCGUGAUAGCACGUGCAGCAAGCAGCAGUCAGUCAUCCAACAGUUGCAGGCCCGCAGCGGCCGAUUAAUGCCGUCGUUUAAGAACGAGUGGGUGACGAAGAGCACAUGUGGCGACGCGAGGGAGAGGAUUCUCGAGGCAGCGAGCGAAGUCGACCCUGAUGUGAUUGUUCUGGGAAGCCAUGGGCACGGCGCUAUAACGAGGGUCCUACUGGGGAGCGUGAGCGACCACGUGGCACACGCUGCUAAUUGUGCGGUCAUGAUCGUCCCAACCCGCCGCCAAUCAAUUCCAUCAACUGUAGCUUCUGCCAUCCCUGGAAUGGAUGCACUAUCCAAAGUCGUCAACUCGGCUCACUAG